AUGAAUGACAGUGAGUUAGCUGAUCUGGUGCAAAAGUGUCUAAAGGGUCCUAGAUACCUUGUUGUUGUUGAUGAUAUUUGGAGUAGGGAUGUUUGGGAUAGCAUAUCACAAAUAUUUCCUAAUCGCAACAAUGGGAGUCGAGUCUUAUUGACUACUAGGGAAACUGAUGUAGCAAUAUAUGCAAAUACUAGUAGCCCUCAUAAGAUGAACCUCUUGGAUUUAGAUAAUAGUUGGAAGUUGCUCCGUGAUAAGGUGUUUGGACUAGAACACGAUCAUCCUCCCGAGUUGGAAGAAAUUGGAAAAAAAAUAGCAGAAAAAUGUCAAGGACUUCCCCUAAUAAUUUCAGUGAUUGCAGGGCAUCUCUCUAAAACGGAUGCCAAGACAUUAGAAAGUUGGGAGUAUGUUGCCAAAACCUUAAGUGAAAUCAUUGCUAGUCAUCCAAAUAAAUGCUUAGGAGUGCUCGGUUUGAGUUACCAUCACUUGCCUAAUCGACUCAAACCGUGCUUUCUUUCUAUGGGUGAUUUCCCAGAGGAUUUUCAAGUUGAAACUUGGAGAUUGAUCCAAUUAUGGAUUGCAGAAGGUUUCAUAAGGACGUCUUCUGGAAGUCGUAAAAGCUUGGAGGAAGUGGCUGAACAUUAUUUGGAGGAUCUUAUCAGCAGGAACUUGAUAAUGGCUAGAAAAAAAAGAUUCAAUGGUGAGGUAAAAGCAUGCGGAAUACAUGAUCUGCUGCGUGAAUUCUGUUUGAUAGAAGCUGAAACGACAAAGUUUAUGCAUGUUGUGAGAACUCCAUUUUCAGCAGCACAAGAGCCUAAUUUUCGUCGCUUCAGUAUUCAAAAGCAUAUUAAAAAUGCAUAUAAGCUCUUACCCCCUGUAGCCAGAUCUAUCUACUGCUUUUCUAACUUGGGUCUAACUUAUAAGCUUAGAUUUUUCUCUUGUUUCAACCAUCUCAGGGUAUUGGCCAUCUUUCCUUCCUAUACUUACCCAUUUCCACUUGUGAUUACAAAGUUAUUUCAUUUGAGAUAUUUCCAAGUUCGAUGCUUUGGAAAUAUUCCUGAAUCAAUCUCAGAGCUUCUGAAUUUGCAAACUCUAAUUUGUGAUGUUGAUUCAUUGGAUAUAACUUUACCUAGGAAGAUAUGGAUGUUGAAGAACUUGAGGUAUAUACGUGUUAGGGCACCCAGUUAUUUACCAAGUCCUAGAAUAGAUAAGAAUCUUGUGACAGGGAUGCCAAAUCUAGAGGAAUUUUUUGGUCUUUGUUACUCUAGUUGUACAAAUGAAGUCUUUUCUAGCGUCCCCAAUUUAAAGAGAUUGACCAUUCACGCACCUUCAAUGGUAAACAAUGUUCCAUAUCAUCUCUUGGAUAUGUCGAGCUUGAGAAAACUUGAGGCAUUCAAGUUUUCCUGUAGAUAUAAUUUGGUAAUGCCCAUCAAAAGAUUUGUUUUUCCAACAUCACUUAGGAAGUUGACUUUAGAUUUCUUUAGUAAUUUUAUUUGGGAAGAGAUAUCAUCAACAUUUAUCAUGUUGCCAAAUCUUGAAGAGCUCAAACUUAAACAUUGUCGAGGCGAAGAUGAUAUAUGGAGAUUGACUGACAAAGACAUAUUCAAAAGCUUGAAGUUGUUGUUACUGAGCGAGCUAAAUCUUAAGGGUUGGGAAGCAAGCAGUGAUAACUUCCCUAAUCUAAAACGCCUUGUUCUGAAGAAAUGCAAGGACCUGCAAGAAAUUCCAACAGAUUUCGGGGAAAUUUGUACUUUGGAAUCGAUUGAGUUACAUGAUUGCACCACUACUGCUGAGGAUUCUGUCAGAAAUAUCGAACAAGAACAAGAGGACAUGGGGAAUAAUAUCCUUAAGGUCUACAUCCAUAACAGCCACAGGAAUUGAAGCUUAUUUUGAUGGAUCAUCUAAUGCUAUCUUCCGAAUUCAGAAUCUUGUAGUUCAUAUUUUUGUUUUUAUAUUCUGAUCGUUUGUUAAUUUCAUGUUUUAGGAAUAAGCAUGUUUAAUACAUGUCUCGGCCAAUUGUGUUUUUGUAUUUUGUAAACAGUAACUAGUGAUGUACUCAUGUAACAUCUAUU
Solanum stenotomum is the source of this 2066-nucleotide messenger RNA. RefSeq names its product putative late blight resistance protein homolog R1A-10. Gene Ontology annotation, molecular function: ADP binding. Lineage: Eukaryota; Viridiplantae; Streptophyta; Magnoliopsida; Solanales; Solanaceae. Gene Ontology annotation, biological process: defense response to other organism. The coding region runs from base 1 to 1875 and encodes 624 amino acids. The record is from RefSeq and is a predicted model, not a curated record. The transcript is spliced from 2 exons.